This is a messenger RNA of Salvia splendens (bonfire salvia), 1048 nucleotides long. Its product is annotated as probable aquaporin PIP2-8. Gene Ontology annotation, cellular component: membrane. Gene Ontology annotation, biological process: transmembrane transport. The transcript has 4 exons. Lineage: Eukaryota; Viridiplantae; Streptophyta; Magnoliopsida; Lamiales; Lamiaceae. Gene Ontology annotation, molecular function: channel activity. The record is from RefSeq and is a predicted model, not a curated record. Bases 63 to 914 code for a protein of 283 amino acids.
AAUACCAGACUCCACCAGCUGCAAUACAGCCGAUAGAGAGAGAAAGUAGAAACGAAGCAGAGAUGACGAAGGAAGUGAGUGAAGAGCCGGAGGUCCACCACCACGGCAAGGACUACGUGGACCCACCGCCAGCGCCGCUGCUCGACUUAGGCGAGCUCAAGCUCUGGUCCUUCUACAGAGCUCUCAUCGCCGAGUUCAUCGCCACCCUCCUCUUCCUCUACGUAACUGUUGCCACCGUCAUCGGCCACAAGAAGCUCAACGCUGCCGACCAGUGCGACGGCGUCGGCAUCCUCGGCAUCGCCUGGGCUUUCGGCGGCAUGAUCUUCAUCCUCGUCUACUGCACCGCGGGAAUCUCAGGUGGGCACAUCAACCCUGCGGUGACAUUCGGGCUGUUCCUGGCCCGGAAGGUCUCGCUGAUUCGGGCUGUGGCGUAUAUCGUAGCUCAGAGCUUGGGUGCUAUCUGCGGCGUGGGUUUGGUGAAAGCUUUCAUGAAAAGCUACUACAACAAGCUCGGCGGCGGAGCUAACUCUGUUAGCACAGGGUACAACACCGGAACUGCACUUGGCGCUGAGAUCAUUGGCACCUUCGUGCUCGUCUACACCGUCUUCUCCGCCACCGACCCCAAGAGGAGCGCACGUGACUCUCACGUUCCUGUUUUGGCUCCGCUCCCCAUCGGAUUUGCGGUGUUCAUGGUUCAUUUGGCGACCAUCCCCAUCACCGGAACAGGAAUCAAUCCUGCGAGAAGCUUCGGUGCUGCGGUUAUCUACAACAACGGCAAAGUUUGGGAUGAUCAUUGGAUAUUCUGGGUGGGACCGUUCGUGGGAGCUCUGGCUGCGGCGGCGUACCACCAGUACAUAUUGAGGGCCGCCGCCAUCAAGGCGCUGGGAUCAUUCAGGAGCAUUCCCAGCAACUGAGACGCUAUAUGAAGAAUGGGAUUAUUGAUGUGUCGUUCUUAUUAAUUUAUUUAUUAUCUUUAUGUUUGCUUUGCGUGAAUCCCUUCGUACAGUUAUAAUUAAUGUUAUUAUCUGUUUCUCCAUAUUGUAAAUUA